GAAGAUGGCCAAAGUCCCUGACCUCUUUGAAGAUCUGAAGAACUGUUACAGUGAAAAUGAAGAAUACAGUUCCGAAAUUGACCAUCUGUCUCUGAAUCAGAAGUCCUUCUAUGAUGCAAGCUAUGAACCACUUCAUGAGGACUGCAUGGAUAAAUUUAUGUCUCUGAAUACACCUGAAACCUCUAAGACAUCCAAGCUUACCUUCAAGGAAAAUGUGGUGAUGAUGGCAGCCAAAGGGAAGAUUCUGAAGAACAGAUGGUUGAGUUUAAAUCAGUUCCUCACCGAUGAUGACCUGGAAGACAUGGCCAAUGAUACAGAAGAAGAAAUCAUCAAGCCCAGAUCAGCACAUUACAGCUUCCAGAGCAACAUGCAAUACAACUUUAUUAGGGUCAUCAAAGAGCAAUGCAUCCUGAAUGACGCCCUCCAUCAAAGUAUAGUUCAAGAUUCGUCAGGUCCAUACCUCGUGGCUGCUGCAUUAAAUAAUCUGGAUGAGGCAGUGAAAUUUGACGUAAGUUCUUAUACAUCAGAAGAGGAUUCUCUACUUCCUGUGACUCUAAGAAUCUCAAAAACUCAACUGUUUGUGUGUGCUCAAAACGAAGACGAACCCGUAUUGCUAAAGGAGAUGCCCGAGACACCCCAAACCAUCAAAGAUGAGACCAAUCUCCUCUUCUUCUUGGAAAGGACUGGCAGUAUGAGCAACUUCAAAUCAGUUGCCCAUCCAAAGUUGUAUUUUGCCACAAAGCAAGAAAAACGGGUGCACCUGGCAAGGGGCCCGCCCUCUAACACUGACUUUCAGUUUUGACUGUGGAGGCUACUUACUUGUGAAGUGUUGACAAUCUGUAUGUACCAUGUACACGAAGGAGUCAAAUCCUGCACUCUUAGUCACUCUCUGAGCAUGUGUUGAGCCUUUGUAACUCUAAAUGAAUAUUCACUCUCUUUCUAAGAGAGGGCACAAAGUCUAGUAGAACCAACACUAACAUAUAAUGUUGCUUGUUAUUUAAAGAACACCCUAUGCUUUGCAAAUUACCAAUCAUUU
This is a messenger RNA of Lipotes vexillifer (Yangtze River dolphin), 1036 nucleotides long. It is a transcript of the gene IL1A, whose product is annotated as interleukin 1 alpha. Lineage: Eukaryota; Metazoa; Chordata; Mammalia; Artiodactyla; Lipotidae. The coding region runs from base 5 to 802 and encodes 265 amino acids. The record is from RefSeq and is a predicted model, not a curated record. Gene Ontology annotation, molecular function: cytokine activity; interleukin-1 receptor binding. Gene Ontology annotation, cellular component: extracellular region. Gene Ontology annotation, biological process: cytokine-mediated signaling pathway; cellular response to lipopolysaccharide; positive regulation of immature T cell proliferation in thymus. The transcript has 6 exons.